AUGUUAAGCGGUCGAAUAUUAAUAAAAUCUAGCGGACAUUGCCGGGUAACUAAAGGUGCGUGCAAUUGUAUAUGUGAAGAACUAAUUCCUAGAAGAAAUACACAUGCCAAAAGUUUUUCUAAGAUAUCAGCAGUUAAAGAAACAACCGUAGCAAACGACAGGAAAAAUACUGCCCUUAUAAAGACAAUUCAGAUUUAUCGCUGGCAGCCUGGGAAAACACCUCGACUUCAAACUUACCAUAUAGAUCUACAAAAAUGUGGAGUAAUGGUUCUUGAUGCCCUAAUCAAAAUUAAAAACGAAAUGGAUCAAACAUUGACUUUCAGACGAUCCUGCCGAGAAGGAAUCUGUGGUUCAUGUGCUAUGAACAUUGCGGGUAUUAAUUCAUUGGCGUGUACGAGUAAAAUUGAUAGAAAUCCUUCACGAAUAUUAAAAAUAUAUCCAUUGCCACAUAUGUAUGUGGUUCGGGAUCUUGUUCCAGAUUUAGGACACUUUUAUGCUCAAUACCGUUCAAUUAAACCAUGGCUUCAACGUAACGAUACUAUUAAAGGCUCAAUAGGAAAAGCGCAGUAUUUACAGCACCUUGAUGAUCGCAAAAAAUUAGAUGGGCUUUAUGAAUGCAUCCUCUGCGCUUGUUGUACGUCGUCAUGCCCAUCUUACUGGUGGAAUGGAGAUAGAUAUUUGGGACCAGCGGUUUUAAUGCAGGUCUAUCGAUGGGUUGUAGACUCUCGAGAUAAUGUUACUGAAGAACGCUUGAAGCAGAUAAAUGAUCCAUAUAGUAUUUAUCGUUGUCACACUAUUUUGAAUUGCACAAAUACCUGCCCAAAAGGGCUUAAUCCUGGUAAAGCCAUUAUUAAAUUAAAGCAAUUAUUGUGUGGUUUGAAAUCGAAGCCAACUGCUCUGCUAGACACAAUUAAGCUUCAGAAGUAGAUAAUCAUUAAUAAAAAAAUGCCCACGUCAUUUUUUCUAUCCUAUUUGUAUGCAUUGUAAGCAAACAUGAAGCCAUAGAUACUAAUCCCCUAAUAAGAACUAUAUGAUUUGAUUACUAAUCUAUGUUUGUAUAUGAUUUAUGUUUUUAUCCUUUAACCUCAGAAUAAAUUAUUUUAAAACUCUCUGCACGUUGGCAAAUUGCUGUUGCCAUAUACGAAGA
Messenger RNA from Bactrocera tryoni, 1147 nucleotides. Its product is annotated as succinate dehydrogenase [ubiquinone] iron-sulfur subunit, mitochondrial-like. Gene Ontology annotation, cellular component: mitochondrial membrane. The transcript has a single exon. Gene Ontology annotation, molecular function: 2 iron, 2 sulfur cluster binding; electron transfer activity. The record is from RefSeq and is a predicted model, not a curated record. Bases 1 to 927 code for a protein of 308 amino acids. Gene Ontology annotation, biological process: aerobic respiration; respiratory electron transport chain; tricarboxylic acid cycle. NCBI's taxonomy places the organism in Eukaryota, Metazoa, Arthropoda, Insecta, Diptera, Tephritidae.